Messenger RNA from Nymphalis io (European peacock), 1648 nucleotides. RefSeq names its product RNA-binding protein NOB1. Gene Ontology annotation, biological process: ribosomal small subunit biogenesis; maturation of SSU-rRNA. Gene Ontology annotation, molecular function: RNA endonuclease activity. The record is from RefSeq and is a predicted model, not a curated record. Gene Ontology annotation, cellular component: preribosome, small subunit precursor. Lineage: Eukaryota; Metazoa; Arthropoda; Insecta; Lepidoptera; Nymphalidae. The transcript has a single exon. Bases 167 to 1465 code for a protein of 432 amino acids.
AUUUUUUCUAAUUUUGUACGAAAUACACACGUGGUUUUAUUUUGUCUUUUUGUAUUCUAAAUAAUAAAGAAAUUUUAAAAAAUAAAAAUAGAGUUACUUUAUUAUGCUUUACUAAUUGCAAGUACUCAGUAUUCUUAUCUUAAAUUAAUCAAAUAAAGCCACGACAAUGUCAAAGAAAAUUAAUCAUUUGGUUGUGGAUACCACUGCUUUUAUAAAAGCGGCCAAUUUACAAAAUAUUGCUGAGUCAAUAUAUACAAUUCAAGAAGUUAUCGAUGAAAUCACUAACGACAGGCAGCGCCGAAAACUCGUGGUAUUACCAUACGAUUUAAAGGUUAAAGAUGUUUUUACAGAAAACAUCAAGUUUGUCACAGAAUUUUCCAAAAAGACUGGUGAUUACACCAGUCUAUCAGCGACCGAUAUCAAAGUUAUGGCCUUAACAUAUCAAUUGGAGAAAGAGAUUUUAGGAACUAAUCAUCUCAAAACUGAACCUACAAUGCAGAAAACUGUCAAGGUAUCAGGACUCUCUGGUUUUAAUUCAAAUACUGAAAAUAAAACAGCAGUCCAACCCGUUAAUUCUGCAGACUCAACAUCUGAUGGUAAUCUAAACAAUAAUAUUACUAGUAAUAUUAAUGAGAUAUCAAAUAAUAUAGAAGAAACUAAUGACUCAAGCAAAAUUGAACCAAAUAUUAACAAUGAUAAUGAUAGUUAUGAAGACAACAUACUAGAUGAGGCAGUAGUGGAACAAAUCAAGAACAUGGAUUUAAAAGAAAAUGAAGUUGAUGCAUGCAUUGUAAAAGUAUCUGAUAAUGAAGAAACUGAUAGUGAACAAAGUGAGGAAGAAUCUGACAGUGAUGAUGGAGAAUGGAUUACACCAGCGAAUUUAAAAGAGAAGAAAAAGGAAAUGGAAGAAGGAGAAUUUGAAGAUAUAAGUGUAGAAAUUGCUUGCAUAACAUCAGAUUUUGCUAUGCAGAAUGUUUUAAAACAAAUUGGUUUAAAUGUAACAUCAAUUGAUGGUAGAAUUAUUAGGCAACUUAGGACAUUUAUUUUCCGUUGCACCACUUGCUUUAAAACAACUAGUGUUAUGACUAAACUGUUCUGCCCUAAAUGUGGCCAUGCUACACUUAAAAAAGUAGCAGUCAGUGUUGAUGAUGAGGGAAACCAACACAUUCAUAUAAAUGGGCGUAAGCCUCUUACGGCCAAAGGCAAAAAAUUCAGUUUGCCCACACCAAGAGGCGGACAGCACUUCCAAUAUCCAAUCCUUACUGAGGAUCAACAUAUACAAAAAAGAUUUGCAACAAAAUUAGCCCGAAAUAAAACGAAUGCCCUUGAUGCCGAUUAUAUAGCUGGAUUUUCACCCUUUGUUAUGAAGGAUGUUAACUCAAAAUCAGCAGUUUUGGGUGUAAGAGCUGACAAACAGGAUAUUAAAUAUUGGAUGAAGCAUUACUCAAAGGGAAAGAAAAAAUGAUAAUUUUAAAAGUAUAAUAUAUAUAUAUUUAUCAUAACAUACUUAUAAGUAGUAGAUAUAAUAUAUGUCUCACUAAGCAAAAAUAUAGACUUUGCUCUGUAUAGUUGAAAAAAAUGUAAGCAAUCCAUUUUUUGUGCUUAAUAGUAAUUAUUGUGAAGAUUAUAAGGGCACUUAUUGAAGUUA